GUCUUCUUCUCACUCACUUCUGGUGCUCGAAGUCCCUUCCCUGCAAAGUGUAGUGUGAGAGAGAGAAUCUAGAGAGAGAGAGAGAAAGAGAGGGAGACAGAGGGAACUUAUAGGCAGAGAGUAGAGCAAGGAACAAAAGCAAAGGAUAAAGAAGGGAACAAAAACAGGGCAUAAUCCUCUCUCUCUCUCUCUCUCUCUCUCUCUCUCUCUCUACCCCUUUCGCUCUCACAGCAUAUCUUCCUCAAAUUUCGCUCCAAAAAAGCUCUCUGUUUCUUGAUUGAUUCUUGUUGCUGAAUUCUGGAGUACUUAAGGGCUUCCUCUGCUCCUGGGUCUGUUCUCUGUUUUGGAUAUGGAUUUUUGCUGAUAAAAACAAUUGGUUCUUGGAUUCUGAAGAGAUCUUUUUGCAAUAAAAUGUCGGUCAAGAGCAGAGGAGAGCAAUCUUCGAGAGAUGUUUUGUGCAAGAAAUGGACCUUUUUGCUCUGUAUUGGCAGUUUCUGUGCUGGAAUGCUCUUCACCAGCAGAAUGUGGGCAGCGCCCGAGUCUAGAAGUAUUUCAAGGACAACUGCAGUUGAAGCUGAAGAACUAAAGUUAGUUUCAGAGGGUUGUGAUCCAAAAUCAUUGGAUAUGAAGGUUGUAAGGCGUGUAUCCAAGGACAUGAAUGGGGAAGUAUCAAAGACACAUCAUGAUAUACAAACACUGGAUAAAACUAUCUCAAAUUUGGAGAUGGAAUUAGCUGCUGCAAGGGCAGCACAGGAGUCGAUUCUCACUGGCUCUCCUAUGGAAGAGUUGAAGGACAUUGAAUUAUCUGGGAAAAGAAGAUAUUUUAUGGUGGUUGGAAUAAAUACGGCCUUUAGCAGCCGGAAAAGAAGAGAUUCAGUUCGUGCGACUUGGAUGCCACAAGGUGAAAGGAGAAAGAAGUUGGAGGAAGAGAAGGGUGUGAUUAUGCGCUUUGUCAUUGGUCAUAGUGCCACGGUUGGAGGUAUACUGGACAGAGCUAUCGAAGCAGAGGACAGAAAGCAUGGUGAUUUGUUGAGGCUGGAUCACAUUGAGGGCUACCUCGAACUUUCUGCCAAGACGAAGACGUAUUUUGCUGCAGCUGUUGCUCUAUGGGAUGCAGAUUUUUACGUCAAAGUUGAUGAUGACGUUCAUGUAAAUAUAGCAACACUAGGAGAAACAUUGGCGAGAUACCGGAAAAAGCCACGGUUGUAUAUUGGAUGUAUGAAAUCUGGUCCUGUCCUUGCUCAAAAGGGCGUGAGGUACCAUGAACCCGAGUAUUGGAAAUUUGGGGAGACCGGAAACAAGUAUUUUCGUCAUGCUACAGGACAACUAUAUGCCAUUUCAAAAGAUCUGGCUACUUAUAUCUCAAUGAACCAGCACGUACUGCACAAGUAUGCGAAUGAGGAUGUUUCGCUUGGAUCUUGGUUCAUCGGACUUGAUGUGCAUCAUGUAGAUGACAGGAGACUAUGUUGUGGAACUCCACCCGAUUGCGAGUGGAGGGCUCAGGCGGGGAAUAUAUGCGUCGCUUCGUUCGACUGGAGCUGCAGUGGGAUUUGUCGAUCGGUUGAGAGGAUUAAGGAAGUCCAUAGGCGGUGUGGGGAAGGCGAGAAUGCUAUUUGGUCGGCUUCCUUUUGAGGAAAAACCACCUUCAUUUCUUCCAAACUCAGGAAGGAUCGUAACUUAUGGGAUGUUAUACAUGUUUUUAUGUUUUGCAUUGCUGUAGGAUAGAGCACAAAUACGAUACCGACACGGUGGGAAUCGAGGAGAGAGGGAGGCCUCGCUAAGCAAACCUUCUCCAUUUUAGUAGAGAGGAGAGGGAUGGCUGCAAAAGCAGUAAGCAAGAGGCUCUCCCACUGCCCAUUCUUGUUCUGCUUUGUUUUGUUGUAUACAAAUGAGUAGCUACUGAAUAUUCAAUAGAAGCUUUCUAGCUAGCUUUGAUGCCCUUCUUGUAUUCACAAA
Messenger RNA from Rhododendron vialii, 1956 nucleotides. RefSeq names its product probable beta-1,3-galactosyltransferase 2. Gene Ontology annotation, cellular component: Golgi membrane. The record is from RefSeq and is a predicted model, not a curated record. Lineage: Eukaryota; Viridiplantae; Streptophyta; Magnoliopsida; Ericales; Ericaceae. Gene Ontology annotation, molecular function: hexosyltransferase activity. Bases 412 to 1632 code for a protein of 406 amino acids. The transcript has 11 exons.